AUGGAACACUCCUCUCCUCUGGCGGCGAUGCAGCCGCCCUCAGUCAUGUUUGGUCAUUGCUUCCGUUCAGAGGCUCCAACUGCGUAUCCUCUGGGUUCUAUGUCUGGGUUUGGUGGGAACCCGUUCAACUUCAAGGACCUGUCCAUGAAGAGGUCAAGUUCGGACUACUUCAACAUGAAACCAGUCCGGGGAUCUUCCCCCACGGCGAGUUUGGCAGCUGACCUGUCGCAAAACUUUCAUAUUGAUCAGAGUCCCCAAUUAGCCACACCACGCCGGUCUUUGUUCACGGCCAACAUGCUCAGCCAGGCCAACCGACAGGAUGAUGUUAUGACCACUCCUCCCCUCGACUCGUCACCCGCCCCGGCUAUGGACGUUAUGGAAAUGUCCCCUCUCCCCCAUAAACCAGCUUUCAUUGUUACCGCAGAGCUGGAAGUACACUCUCCUACCCCGGACUGCACUCCUAUGGAUUCACCUGUUAUGUCUGCGGCUCCUAGUCCUCUCCAGGCGUCUCCAAUUGAGUCUCCGCUAUGCCAACCAGAGCGGAAGCGUCCCGCUUUCCUCCGUCCUAGUCUUGCCAAAAGCAAGGCUCAGUCUUUUCAACUUGGAAUGACCCGGCCAGCACCUGAGAGCAAGGCUCCUCCCUUCCGGUUUGGCACUGGAGCCAAGACCUCGCUCAGUACAUCGACGUCGUUGGAGGAUAUGUUCGGAGACUCCCCUCCCCAUGAGCGCCCUCUCUCGCGGAACAACUCGUCGACGAGCCUGGCACCCCCUCGCCUGCGUCCACCAUUCAACCAUGCCCGUAGCAGCGGCUCACCAGCUCCCAAUUCUAUUCGCAAGCAGUCUCACCCCUUGAUGCGCCCCCGCAAGCAGUGUCGGAGGUCAUUGAGUAUGUUUGAGCAUCCAGCUGAUGUGAUUGCCGAUAAAGAGGCCAAGGUAGCAACAAAUACACCCCUGCAGUCAGUCAGCGACAUCUCGAGUCCGCCCAGCAUGAAGCUGCCUCACUUCAUCCCCGAGGAUCGUGCGGACUCAUUGCCUCGUAUCGAAAAGAGCACUCUCCUGGAGCUCAUGGAUGGAAAGUUCAAUGAACACUUCGAUAAUAUCCUGGUUAUCGACUGCCGCUUCGAAUAUGAAUAUGAUGGUGGCCAUAUCAAUGGUGCCCUGAACUACAACGACAAGGAUAAGCUCGCCGGUGAGCUCUUCGGUGCUCCGAAAUCUCGCACCGCACUGGUCUUGCACUGCGAGUACUCUGCCCACCGAGCCCCUAUUAUGGCCAAGUAUCUUCGUCACCAGGAUCGUGCCAUUAAUGUCGACACGUACCCCAACUUAACGUACCCUGAUAUGUACAUUCUGGAUGGUGGUUACAGCUCAUUCUUCGCCGAGCACCGCUCGUUCUGCUUCCCGCAGAACUAUGUGGAAAUGAGUGAUAAAGAGCAUGAGUUCGCUUGUGAGCGUGGCCUUGGUAAGGUCAAGCAGCGCUCCAAGCUGAACCGUGCCCAGACUUUCGCCUUUGGUGAACAGUCCCCCCAAAUGGAGGAUAGCCCUACGGGACGUUGUCGCUUUGACAACCAGCGAGAUCGCUUCCUUGGCUCCCCAUUCUCCGCAAGCCCUGUGCCCCAACGGACACCUGGCCGUCGGAUGCUUUCAUACUAA
Messenger RNA from Penicillium canescens, 1650 nucleotides. RefSeq names its product putative tyrosine protein phosphatase MIH1 (gene nimT). The coding region runs from base 1 to 1650 and encodes 549 amino acids. Gene Ontology annotation, cellular component: nucleus; cytoplasm. Gene Ontology annotation, biological process: G2/M transition of mitotic cell cycle; positive regulation of G2/MI transition of meiotic cell cycle; protein dephosphorylation. Gene Ontology annotation, molecular function: protein tyrosine phosphatase activity. The transcript has 3 exons. The record is from RefSeq and is a predicted model, not a curated record. Lineage: Eukaryota; Fungi; Ascomycota; Eurotiomycetes; Eurotiales; Aspergillaceae.